Messenger RNA from Athalia rosae (coleseed sawfly), 2074 nucleotides. Its product is annotated as putative gustatory receptor 28a. The coding region runs from base 528 to 1868 and encodes 446 amino acids. The record is from RefSeq and is a predicted model, not a curated record. Gene Ontology annotation, cellular component: membrane; axon; dendrite. NCBI's taxonomy places the organism in Eukaryota, Metazoa, Arthropoda, Insecta, Hymenoptera, Athaliidae. Gene Ontology annotation, biological process: sensory perception of taste. The transcript is spliced from 7 exons.
AGAUAUAUCGUUCACAAAGAGAAAGAAAUUCUUCUUAUUGUUAAAAUGAAUUGAUUUGGAAGAACAAAAUUCACAUAAAAAAUGUUGGUAUUGAAAUCUCUAGCUUCUUGAAAAAAGUAGAUAAUUGUUUGUUCAUCCAACCAAUAAUGAUAAACUUUUAAGUGUAUCACACUAUAAUUAUUUCCUUGCUAAUUUAGUGAUUUUUAUAGCUUUUAUCGAUCAUGAAUCGUUUAACUUCCAGUUUCGUCGUACCGCGCUUUGAAAUUAUUCAAAUCAACCGAUCAUGAUUGCUAUUUAAUUGAGCUCUGAAAACACCUCAAAUUAAAAUGUCGAAAACCUCAUUAAUCAGUUCAGGCUUAAUGUUCGUCAAUUACUUUACACUAAUAUUUCAACAGCACGUCGCAGGGCUGUACGUUCAUUCCUACAAAAAACUUAAUAAACGUGCAUGAGUUGAUUUCAGAAUAUAAAAAACGUGUACUGUACGGAUAUAAGUUAAAAAUAAGAACGAAAAAAAAGUAAGAGAAAAAAUGAAUUUACCUGACACAUUUUCCAAAGCUUUUCGUCCCAUGGCGUUAAUCAGAUUUUUAUUUGGGAUCGGCGUUGUGGAAUAUCCCGUGGGAAGACCUCACCAUUUAAUAUCAGUGGCCUGGUCAUGCUUCAACUGUAUGAUAUACGUGGGAUUUAUCAGCUUAACGAAUUUGAUGGAUUUUAAAGAUGUCGACGUUGAGGGAUCAUUUUUAGCAGCUAUAAAUUCAUACAUAAAGUUGUAUGGCUUCACAUCCUUAAUGCUCAUUUCCAUAUUUCUCUCGCAUCGACAUAAGAAGGCGAUUGAUGAUAAUUAUAGGCAAUUAGAUUACUACAACAAAAAACUUGGAGAGCUUGGAAUCCCUAAGGAUUACGAAUUGAUGUUCCGAACCCAACGUAACAUUCUCAUAAUUGCUUUUAUUGUAAUUUGCAUUUUAGUUGGUUUCAACUAUGUGCGAUCUGCUGGUGAAUCAUCUCACGUUUAUAACAUCUACCUGAUUUAUACGUUGACAUUCAACCUUAUUAUCGACUCAGUAUUCGUAACUACAAUUAGAUACGUGCAAAAUAGAUUUGUGCGACUGAAUUCCGUCCUCAUAAGGUCGACAGACAUGAAAAAAAGGAACAUUUCGAUUUCGAUGGUUACUGAUAAUCCGCAUUCCCUAUUUUCACAUUUCACACCGCUGAUAACAAACAUUUCUGACAAUCCACCACGUGAAAUUAAUAACGAAGUAAACAAACAAUGGCUAUUAUACAUAAUAGGCGAAACAAGAAAGAUACAUCGAGGUCUUUGCCAAGUAUCGACCAAAAUCAACGAACUUUACUCUAAUCAAAUGGUUCUUUUGAUUACAUGGACUUAUGGCAUCACAGCAUCGACAUCCUAUUCUCUCUAUUUAAUGAUAACAUCAGAAUGUCCUCAUGAAUCGAAUUGUGGCAUUAUAGAUAUAAGUUACUUUAUUAUGUGGAUAUGGUUCCACCUUGGAAAAUUAGCACUCGUUUUUGACGCAUGUGCAAAUACGCGUUUCGAAGCUCAACGAACCGGGGAAGUGAUCCACAUGCUAGUCGAAACUUCAUUCUACGAUAAGGACGUCCGUGAUCAGAUAAACCUACUUUCGAUACAACUGAUAAAAAACCCUCUAGAUUUUACGGUUUAUGGAUUAUUCCAAAUCGAUUCCGAAGGUAUCGCUAGGUUAGCCCUGACGAUUGUAACCUUACUGGUGAUUAUGAUUCAGUUGGGAGACCGAAAUUUCGUAAAAGAUGCUGAUGACCCAGAAAAUGGUGCAUUUAUACCGCCCAUAUCAUCCACGUUCGGAAUAAAUUUAACUCAUUCAGAUUUCAAAUUAUAAUUUUCAUUCAUAAAUUUAUAGAUUUGAUUGUGUGCGAAUAAAAUGCUGUAUAUCAAUACAUUAGUUUUAUUUUCCAAGUCUCUGCAUCUCCCGUAUUUUUAAUGACAUUAUUAAUUCGAAUGCAAUGUCAGAAUUUGGAGCAUCGAUUUGUAACGUAGAUUCGGAUUUUUUGGAUACUCAAAAUGAAAACAUAGUUUGUAUUUAUU